AUGAAGACAAAUCUGUGUAACGAUUAUUUUCCUCGACGUCUACGGCCUAAUUUCUCAUUGAGUGGUGUUCCGAUUCCAAAGGAAUUAAAAAGAGAUCAUGGAUUUGCUCAUCUUCCAAAUAAAUUUAACAUUUUAAUGACUUUAUUUAAUGAAACUGAAAAGAUUCUUCAGGCUGCUCAUGGACGUGAUCAACGUAAAACUUUUGAUGAAUUGUCUGCAAAUGUUGAGAAAAAUACCAAAAAGUAUUUUAAAUUGUUGAUUAAUAUUGAAGUUUUUUUUAGAAAAUUCACAGAAAAACAUUUGGCACAGAUUGUUUCCUUAUAUCCAACAGCCUAUACACUUCGUUGGGAACGUGCAAGGGAUAGACGUGCAAUUCAAUUAGGUCUUUGGGAAUUAGUUAUACAGCCAAAUUUGAUUGGAAAUAAAGAUUUAUCUCCAUUUGUGGACAGUUUUUUGGCUUCAAUUUCUUCACUUCCAAAUACUCCACUUUUAAAUAGUCCAAAUAAAUUUGGAGAAGACGAUAAUAACAAAUGGGCGAUGCCAAAUAGUGUGUCUUCUUCCCCUAAUAAACGUCCUCCUUCACUUACUCCCGUAAAACUAAUUUCACCACUUAAAAGUCCAGCAAGAAAAGAUUGCAAUAUUUUCUCUCCAAAAAAGCCAAGAAAUGCUGUUAUUUUUAGUUCUCCAAUUCCUGAUACGCGUGUUAAAAUGGAUGCAAAUCGAUUAAAAUGGAGGAAAUUGAUUUUUCGUCAUUCGCUAGUUGCUAAAGUACGGGAGGCACAUUCAAAAUUUUUAGAAGAAAAAAAAUUUGAAUUUGAUGAUAAUCAGAAUUUACAUCCAGAAUUUAAAAAGUCAAUAAAUGAAUUAGUUGGUGAUGUUUUGACAGAUGGGGCUAUUCCAAGUCGUCCAAAAUCUUGUGGAGCAAAUUUACAAACAACUGAUAUUCGAAUGUUUCUUAAGAGUGUUAAAAAAGAAACAAAAAUUGAAAGAGAGAAAACGCCUGAACGGCCGAAUCAAGAACAAAAAAUUGAAGGGCCUCCAACUCUUUUAAAAAAACUAACAGUUUCUUCAGCCCCACAAACACCUAAACAAAAUGAUGAUUCUAAAUCACUCCCUCCAAUGACUCCAAUACAAGAAAGGUUGAGAGCAAAAUUUACUGCAAAUGAAAAGGCUCAAAAAGGGGGACUGUCAAUAAUGGAAAAACGCCGGGCAUUACUUAAUCGACUUGACAAAUCUAUUUUAGAGGUGAUUAGAGCACAUUUAAAUUUGGAACAAAGAUUUAGUGUUGGAUUAUCUGAGAAAAGUUUAUUGCAAAAACUUGGAAAAGAAAUUACAUCAGCCUCUCUUCUCGAACAUUUGCAACUUGUUUGUGAUUUGAUCCCUCAAGAACCAAAAAUUUGUUGGCUUGAAACUUUAAUCUCAACAGAAAAUGACCAAAAGAAGGAAUCAAAUUAUUUCAAAAUUUCUCAAGAAUUGGGUCCAGAAUGGGUAAAUAUAGCUUUUGAUGUUGUAAGAAAGGAAUUGGGACUACUUGAAAUGAAAAUGCGGGCAUUACGUCGAUCGCCAUCUUCUUGCUUUUAA
This is a messenger RNA of Meloidogyne enterolobii, 1581 nucleotides long. The record is from the annotation of a GenBank genome assembly. NCBI's taxonomy places the organism in Eukaryota, Metazoa, Nematoda, Chromadorea, Rhabditida, Meloidogynidae.